UUUAAUAAACCGGCAUUAACAAUCAAAUACUUCAUUAUGUCCCACAGGAACACAGUAUAAUGCUAACGAAUCAGUAGGGUCACUCACGAUUUUGACGGUUCCAAGUUUGCAAUCCACUCCUGUGACAAAAUUUUGAAUGCGCGACGAUAACGACCAAUCACGGCAACUGCGCGACCGUAACGACCAAUCACGGUAGACGUAGGAUGUAGGCUCUGCCCUUACCUGUCAUUCAUCUGCGCAAAGGAAUAAAAUUUUUGAUGAAUUCGGUGACAUUUGUCGCAUUCAGGAGACGAAAAAGUGACGGAGCGGUUUCACAACUGUUAGGAAUUCCUUCACUGAAUGUUGCACUACUUACGGAACGGUCGCCAUGACAGUGAGCUUCAUUGAUAUUCCGCUACCUCCGUCCAGCGUAUGAUACUUUUGUGAAUUUGUCAACAGACUUGUUGAAAGAUGGCGUCAAGUAGUAAUUAUCAAUUGUAAAAUAGCGCAGACGUAAACAAUCCAUGGUCUUUGACCAUGAUUAUGAAGUAAAAAACAAUUUAUUGUGCAUAGGCUAGUAUAUAACCUCACAUAUAACAGAAAGUGAUAGGCUGUCACGCGUUUAGGGAGCGGAGCAUUCACAAGUCGAAACACAACUGUUAGCCGGGAACUGCUCCCUCACUUUUUCGUCUCCUGAAUGCGACAACUGUCACCAAAAUGUAACAUACAGAACAAAGGAUUUUUCGAGGAAUGGCCCUACUAAUUCGUUAGCAUUAUACUAAGACAGAGACUUCAUUAAGAUUAUAGAUUAACUAUUGAUAAUAUUUGAUUGCAGCUUCGAUUUAUUUUUUAAUCCGGUAGACUAGCUAAACAUUUUGAUAUAUCUACAUGUUUAUGAUUAGAAUUUUGGCUGAUAUAAUGUUAAUGUGCCGUUGUUAUCUUACCUAGUAUGGAGGUAAUUUAUGGUUUAUUGGAAUUAAAAAAGCAAUAAAGUUUGUUUACAAAAAAUUAAAUAUAUUAACAAUUUCACUCACGGUGCCUACAAUUGUGUAACCCAUCCAGAAAACCUCUUUUUUAUUUUAUUAUGCGAUCCUGUAUAAUGUUUUUAAUGUUUGGUAUGUGUCAAUUUUGUAUCUUUACAUAUAUUUUCAUAUACAUUUAUUUAUUCGAAAGAAAGAAAAGAAAACAAUAUUUAUUUUAUAAACAUCUUGAAAUCUUCAAAGAAAAAUACUUACAUAGGUAAUCGGGAGGAAUUUAUAAACUUUUUCAAAAGAAGUAAGAAAGUAUAAAGUAGUAAUGGACAUUUUUGAUUGUAGGAUUUAAUGGCGGCAUCGCACUUCGCUAUGUGUUAUUUGUUAUGCGCUUUAUUGGGCCACAUAAGACGAAGUGUAUAGAGUUUAGUGAUGUAAAAAAACGUGUUUUUUUUUUAUUCUAAAAAAAAACGAAAAAAAAAACAAUAAAACACGUGUUUUUUUUGUUUUUAAUUGUUUUUUAUUAGUUUCUCAACGUAAUAUUAACAAUAUCAAUAUUAGGAGUUGUUUGUAAGCCUAAAAAUCACCCAAUAUUUCAAUAUUAUAUCCAAAACAUCUAGAAACUCAGUGUUUGACGUUCCUUUUUAAAAAAUAUUGAAACAUUAAACCCUUACUGCCUUUAUCUAUUAUUUUUUUACGUCGUUGCUUUUGGGGAAUCACCGAAAUUUAGCAGGACGCUCGUAUUCGUUGGCGCUGAGAAAACCGGGGAAUUACCGAUUAGCUUUUGCAGGUGUUCUGUUGUUAUUUUGUGAUUUACUUGCCUUGUGCCGGAAAUAUUUGUGUUUAGUGCUUAUUUAAAUAACUAUAUAUAUAAUAAUAUUUAGUGCUAAAUUUAACAAGUCUGAAAUCGUUUACUGCCGAGGCUGUUGCCCUUACAAAGGCCAUCCGACAAAGCCACAUAUUAUCUGCGUGGGUAAAGGAAAAAAAACGAAUUAAAAAUAAGUUGCAGUCUUAAACUCCCAGUGCCUACCAGAUGGGGAUCAUUAGUUCUUUGUCUACAAUCAUUGCUUGCUAACAAACAAAUAAUAAAAAGGAUGGCUAUCAAUGAAGAAGUUGAAAAGACAGUAAGCAAACACCCAUCUUUAAAAAAAAUGCUCUAAGCGAUAUAUUUUGGGACCGGGUACAAGGAUACAUUAUGCUUCUGGAACCAAUUGCUAACACAAUUACCUCUGUAGAAGGUGACACACCAACGAUUUCAAAAUGUCUGCAUUUAUUUAAAAAAAUGGUUAACACCUCAUUAGAAAAUGUCACUAAAAGUCCAUUGUUAUCCAAAGAGGAAGCAGAUACAAGGGCAAUUUUUGAAAAUCGGAAGAAGUUUGCUAUUUAUAGUGUUCAUUUUGUAGCUAACCUUUUGGAUCCAAAAUAUCGUGGCUGCGAACUUAGCUCAGAUGAGAUGACUGAUGCGACAGAAGUCAUAUACAAGGUAGCACAGAAGAUGCCAGAUGUCGAUGAAGCAGCCGUCUUAGCUGACGUUGUCAAUUUUAUUGCAAAAGAAGGACUAUUCAAAAAGGCUUUUCUAUGGAAUGAUGACACAAUUGCAGCUAUCCUAGCUUCACAGUCAAUCCUGCAUUAGAAUCUGAACCGGAACCAAUGAUAAUAUCCAAUUCAGAUCAGUCGGAGUCUGUCUUUGAAAGUGAUGAAGAGGAAGCUUCAGAGUCUGAAGAAAAUGCAGAUAGCGACGGGACGGAUCAGUGUUCAUUUAAGGGAUUCGGUUAAUUAAUUGAACCUUUUCAAUCAUUAAGACGUUGUUUUUUUAUUUGAUAAAUUUUUAUUACUUA
This is a messenger RNA of Diabrotica virgifera virgifera (western corn rootworm), 2788 nucleotides long. RefSeq lists its product as uncharacterized. The transcript is spliced from 2 exons. The record is from RefSeq and is a predicted model, not a curated record. The coding region runs from base 2146 to 2583 and encodes 145 amino acids. NCBI's taxonomy places the organism in Eukaryota, Metazoa, Arthropoda, Insecta, Coleoptera, Chrysomelidae.